CAUGACUGCAGGACAUAGCGAGAGUAGGUUAUCUGACAAUGACGAGUGGUGUGUGAUCCGUACCAAAGGUGUACUACCGUCAUGUGGCCACCAGGGGGCUGGAGAGGUCACAAUGCAGCAUAAUGGCAAGUCACACACACUCAUAGCAGUACAGACGCUCACACGUAGCCAUGAUGUGCCCUACAUUGAGUCCCGCACCUCGCGGACCUGGCCUCUCGGACAUGCACCAAUACAGCCAAUGGCUGGCCAUCAGGCAUGAGGCCAACCUGCUGCCCAUGAAGGAAGACCUGGCUUUAUGGCUGACCAACAUGCUGGGGAAGGAGGUAACGGCGGAGGCGUUUAUGGAGAAGCUGGAUAAUGGGGCAUUACUCUGUGAACUUGCGGAAACUCUACAGAAUAAAUUUAGGGAGAAGCACCUGGACACCAAGAAGACUGAGAAGGACCUGCCAUCCAGGAGGAUUCCGUACCGAUCCAACGCCCCAUCUGGCUCCUUCUUUGCAAGAGACAACACGGCAAACUUCCUGUCCUGGUGCAGGAGGAUAGGCGUUGGGGAGACGUGUCUGUUCGAGUCGGAAGGACUCGUGCUCCACAAGCAGCCCCGGGAGGUGUGCCUAUGCCUGCUGGAGCUGGGCAGGAUUGCAGCCAGGUUUGGUGUGGAGCCACCUGGAUUAAUAAAGCUGGAAAAAGAGAUUGAACAGGAAGAAACUCUUUCAACCCCGACCCCGUCCCCAUCCCCGUCUCCGACAAAGUCCUCAUCUGGAAAGAAAAGCGCUGGGAAGCUGCUAGAUGACGCAGUUCAGCACAUUUCCGAGGACCCCCCCUGCAAAUGCCCCAAUAAGUUCUGCGUGGAACGUCUCUCCCAAGGAAGAUACAAAGUCGGAGAGAAGAUCCUCUUUAUCAGGAUGCUCCACAACAAACACGUGAUGGUCCGCGUUGGAGGCGGAUGGGAGACGUUUGCCGGUUAUCUGCUGAAGCACGACCCGUGCCGAAUGCUGCAGAUAUCACGCGUGGAUGGGAAGACCUCGCCGGUCCAAAACAAGUCCCCCACCAUCAAAGAAAUGAGUCCCGACACCUAUCUGGUGGUCUCCGCCCAUUACAAAUCCAAGAAGGAGAUCAAGUGAAACAUUUCUGCGGUUCCGCCUGAGCGGCCGCACUCAUAGGCCAGGACGCAUUAGACGCACCAUGCAAGGGUGCCCAGCGGGUUAGAUAUUCCUACAAAUGAUGUAUGUUUAGCAAUGCCUUAUUGUGUGUGUGAGGAACACUGAAGGAUCCGCUGAAUUAUACCUAUAAUAGUGCCUGAUCAGGUUACUGACAGGGAUACAAUAUUACACUGCUAUAUUGCCAGGUUCCCAGUGUAGCCUCUACACUCUAUUAGCUUCCAUUAUCUUCUUCAGGGUAGGAAGGAGGAUACUACCCCCCACCCCCAACCGCCUUUCAUCUCUUACCGUACCUUGUCCAACAUCUUCUCUCUUCUGUACCUAGAAUAAGGACGAUUGGGAACCUUCCCCUCUUACACGUUAGAGAUUAUUACUGGGACGGCAAACGACAGGAAAAAUGAGAAAAUAUUUUUUUACAUUCUGUAAUAAUUAUCCAUCUGUAUCUUUGUAUCUGUGGCGGCUCUGCAUCUUGUUGGUGGGUCACUACAUUUCUAAUCUCCCCCAGUAUUCUGUUUUCCAUCACUUCUGUACAUUACAGAGCCGGGCUGUGUAGUCCUGUUGAGUAUGUUUGGAAAAGCUUUGUGUUCUAGACUCGUAUAGGUUGUAGAAGGCUGUAGGCAUAAUCCCGGCUUCUGAUUACAUUCAUGUGGUCACAGUAACCUGAGUGACAAUGUAUACAUGGCUUACUUAGCUAUCAGCCUUUGGCUUCUUCCACCCAACCGAAUUACACAAAGAGCACCCAGGACCCGCUGGCACCAGCCUUUAGAAUUUAUGUAAAGAAAACUCCCAAGAGCAUUGUAAAUAGCCGCACUUACCUCCAGCCUGUAGAAAAGUAGAUGGCCAAUGUUUGGGAGUUCCCAUGUUUCAGGCUUACCUUGGCCGGAGCUGGUGACAUUUUGGCAGGAGAACCUGGAGGAGAAUGAAAGCCAAGCUGAACACUUGUCGGCUUGCCCAUAGUAAAGGCAGUUCAUCAUAUGCACUCAGGGCCGUCUUUUCAUAUGGGCUCAAUGGGCUCUUGCCCAAGGGCCCCAGGAGUAAAAGGGCCCUAAACUGAUAGCUGAGGGUCCCCUCUUUCCAGGGGUACCAGAUUUUUGAAAAUCGGCCCUAGGGAACCAGAGAUAUCUGACUUCAAAGCAGUGGUCCCCAUCCAAGCCUGUUAAUUGCUCUUCCCAGCCAGAUAUCUCUGGCUCUGUAUGACUUAGAGUUUUUCCGAUGGUACAUUUCAAAAGCUGGGGCUCUCCACUUCUGGUGGACACUAGCAGCUUGUCUCUACUAUGCCCAGAACCAGAGAUAUCAGCCUUCAAGCAGCUGGUCCCUGCUCCAGCUCCACAAGCCUAAUAUGCAGUUUUAUAUAUUUGUUGGUGGGUUGCUCUGGCUCCAGAACUCUGAUACCCAAGUCCCAAGUACCUCCAGAAAGGUGUCCCCAGUACCUCCUGAAAGGUGGGAGACUCUAAUUUUAAUCCCAUUCAAAGCUAAGAAAUCUUUUUCCAGGAACUUGAGAUAUCUUCAGUCAAGCAAGCUGCCCCCCACCAGAAAAUGAUGAAAAUUAAGCCCACUCCACUAUCGACCUCUCCCUUAUAUAUUAAACACCCCAUACCACCCUGGAAGUCAUGUAUCGGGGCCCCUUCAUUCAGCCCAACUCCCCUUCUACAGAUUAGUGAUCUCCCUCCCGCUCCCGCCCCAUCUGUGCAGUAAAGGAGUAAUUAGCAGAAAUUACUGCUCCAGGUCCUACAAGCUGAGCGAAAGAUAGUACACCCCCUACCGCCCGCGGGACAUCAAAGCUGCCGCUAAUAGCACCCACACCCAUGGAGGAUGGGUAGGGGCCCCAGUGUAUUGCUGUGCCCAGGGGCCCACACUGCUGUUAAGACGGCCCUGUAUGCACUUUCAAUCUUUCCCAGGUUCCUAUUCCCAGGAAGACACCACUGCUGGCCUUGGAGGUGUAAGUGCCUCCUCAGCCAUCAGCAUAACUACAGAUCACAGAGGCUGGAGGCAGCUCCCAUUGCAGUAUACGCAAUCUGGGGGGGGACACAUUCCUAAGGGAAGAACAUUCUCCAUAUGUAAUUGUGGUGGAUGAAAUCUAUGUUGGAGUUUUGUAUCUAACGCCCCAUAUGACGAUAUAUUCGGAAGGAGAUGACAUUCUACAAACACUCUAAAAGGAGCAGUUAUCUGCAUGGCAUAAAAACACGAAAUCCUAAAUCGCUGAGAACUUUCAGCAUAACGCAUUGUGUAAAGCUGAAUAUAAUUGCAGUUACUGUCAUUACAAUUUGUGCAUGCCACGAUUACGUGAUGCGUCAGUCAUAGACUAGAGGCCUGACCAGGAGACGUACACAGGUGCGAUUUCACUCACUGUACAAUUGCAAAAAUAUGCUAAUGAUUCAGACGCCUUCUUGCGCAUAUUGAGGCCCACUGCCGGCAUCACACAUCCGCCGCUUACGGACAAAAGCGGGAACAUUGGGGGUCAUUCCGAGUUGUUAGCUCGGUAAAUUUCUUCGCAUCGCAGCGAUUUUCCGCUUAGUGCGCAUGCGCAAUGUCCGCACUGCGACUGCGCCAAGUAAAUUUGCUAUGCAGUUAGGAAUUUUACUCACGGUUUUUUCCUCGUUCUGGUGAUCGUAAUGUGAUUGACAGGAAGUGGGUGUUUCUGGGCGGGAACAGGCCGUUUUAUGGGUGUGUGUGAAAAAACGCUACCGUUUCUGGGAAAAACGCGGGAGUGGCUGGAGAAACGGAGGAGUGUCUGGGCGAAUGCUGGGUGUGUUUGUGACGUCAAACCAGGAACGACAAGCACUGAACUGAUCGCAGAUGCCGAGUAAGUCUCGAGCUACUCAGAAACUGCACAGAGAUGUAUUUUCGCAAUAAUGCAAAUCUUUCGUUCGCAAUUUUAAGAAGCUAAGAUUCACUCCCAGUAGGCGGCGGCUUAGCGCGUGCAAUGCUGCUAAAAGCAGCUUGCGAGCGAACAACUCGGAAUGACCCCCAUUGGGCGUAGCAGUGGACCUCUGAGCACCCUAUGCUGUCUCAGACUGAGAAGCUCUCUUAAGAUGCCGUGGCCUCGCCAGCUGCAAAUUCCCAGUGGCUGAUUUUGGCAUACUCUUAAAAAUGUCCCGACACGCCUGCGUUUUUCUAGCCAACCCCCAUUGCCUCCCCCAAACGCUGUCACUCACUAUAAGAAUAAAUCCUCUGUGUGCUAUCGCUGAUCCAUCUCCACAUAUGCGCAGUGCACAGAGAGCAACAGCAACUGUGACACCUACAGGUUACAAAGCAGCGGACUUAAUAAAACCUCUGCUAAAAUUAAAUGCAGGUAUCAAUUACCCACUAUAUUAAUCUGUUACAUGUGUAGUUCUUUACUUUAAUGUUGUGUAAAUCAUACACCGAACACUGUGUGCUGACAUGUACUAACAGAGUGCAAAUGUGCAGUAACUAACGGCAACCAGCAUCUAAUCAGCUUAUGAUCUAGUCAUACGGAAAAGUGGAUUUCUGAUUGGCUGCUGCAGGUCAUUAGUAAAUAACCGGUCGUCUCUUGCGGUUUUACAUCAGGAGGCCACUGAUGGGACGAUCACAAGGGUAUAGCCAGUGACCUACCUAAAAACACCUACCUCGGUUUGCCCAAUUUCUAAAUCUAUCCAGUGUAGUCAACAGAACUAGUAAAACCGAAAUAGAGUUUUCGCCGAGAUUCAGCAGAAAAAUAAGAAUUAUUGGAGACUAACAAAUUUCCUACAAAAAGUGGAUUAGUAUUAUAUGUACAAAUAGUAUAUCAAACAAAUAAAGGACCCACUGAAUGGAGUGCCUCAAUUAAAGUUUCCCCAUCUCUCAUUCGUAGCAGGAUUACUAUAUAAUGAAUAGAUAAUGCCGCCAAUCAAGCACCAUUAGUAGAUCACAAAAUGUGGCUGAUCUGUUUUUCUGGAGAA
Molecule: messenger RNA, 5056 nt
Organism: Pseudophryne corroboree (corroboree frog)
Lineage: Eukaryota; Metazoa; Chordata; Amphibia; Anura; Myobatrachidae
Gene: GAS2
Product: growth arrest specific 2
Exons: 9
Coding region: 171-1121 (316 amino acids)
Biological process (GO): actin crosslink formation
Cellular component (GO): actin filament
Molecular function (GO): actin filament binding; cytoskeletal adaptor activity; microtubule binding
Source: RefSeq, a predicted model, not a curated record